CCAUUAUGAAAGAAAGCCAAGAAGGAGAGGACAGGAGAAGCACAGAAGAUUCCCACGGGAAGGACAAGAAUAAAGUGGUUGUCAGUGCUGUGAGAACGUGAAGUAUGGGAAAUAUGAAAACAGACAAAUCCCAAUGCAGAUCCACUAGCUGGAGAGGUAAUUUUGGGUCUAAUUUUGCACCCCUCUCCUCGCCUCCCCGUCUGCUCUCCACCUCCACGCUUUUAGAUAUUGAGAAGGAUUCGGGUUUUUGCAGACUCUAAUGGACAUGAAAAGGAUAGGCGGUGGUGACGACUUGAAUUAAUGACGUUCUCCUACAGGAUGGAGGGGAAAAUGCCUUAGUAUCAUCAAAUGAACUCCCUACUCCUGGCAUAAAUUUAUCAAACUACUACUUUAUCUCUAAUACUCUGGAAGAGUAGAGGAGAGGCCCUAGAGAAAGCAAGUCUUAAGGGGAACCGCAAUGCUCUUGGCAAAAACCGCACCUCCCGCUUGAACUACAUUGACUCUUUUCACAGAGCGCCUUCCUUUAAUAGAAUCACAACCACCUGGACUACUAACAAGAGGAAGAAGAAAGGAGGAAAGGGAAGGGAAGAUGGCAAAAAUAACGCUCUAGACGAUCCCAGCAACGUCGUCGUGAAGAAUAAAGGGAAUCAAUCACUGGAACGCUGCUAAGGACUUGCUUUUGUUAACACACUUGCACAACUCAAGUUCAGCUCUAUAUUAUGUUGAAAGUCCUUGUUUACGAUCCUCGUAGGAGGUUCUGAAAUAUCUGCCUGCGAACUCCCAAAGAUUGGGCGCUUACUAGUUAGGGGAGGCAGCUGUCCCGGAGGGUGUCCAACUCGGACGGCUGACUGCUCUUUCACUUGUCGUUAACUUCCACCCAGUGGUCUUAGUCGCCCCUUGGACAUGGUACCGACCGUGUGCCAUUCUUGUUUCACUUGACCGAGCCCGAGCUGCAGCCCAGGGUGGAAGCCGCAAGGGCUGGGCAGAGUUCCAGGCAAGAGGGGCCGAGAGGCGUGAGCAGUGCUCCGCAGCGCUUGUCAGAGAAAUGGAGCAGCGGCUCCUUUGUGGGCUCUUACAUCCCCGUCCUGGGUGCAAUCUGCGGGGUGAUUGAUAAGUGAGGGAGAGGGGCCGCGAUCCCUCCCUCCCUCCUCCCUCCCUUCUUCCCCUCUCCUCCCUCCCGCUUUACUUCCCUCCUCCCUCUCCUCUCCCUCCCUCCUUCCUGCAAGAAGCGUUGCCCGUUGGCUAGCCGCUCCAGUGGGGAUCUGCCUGCCCUGGGGGCGCCGCCCGCGCUCCCCGCGGUGCUCCUGCUCCUGGGCUGCGCCAGUCCGAAGCGGUGCCGGCUCCUUUGCCUCACCGAGUCGCAGAUGCUGCGGGCGCCUCCGGGGAAAGAUCUGGGCAGCGCGCUCGCUGGAUGGAGACAGGGAGAUCCAGAAGCUAGUGUCACAUCUAGCAACAGAGCCAGAUCAGAACCCAGGCAAGAAGCGCACGUUUAAACCUCAUUAUCUGGCUAAGUAUAAACCUCAGGGAGAAAAGGGUUUUGUUUUUGUUUUUUCUCAGUCUGUAAGCUAACAUUGAGCUGACUUUCAGAGUCCAGGCAAAUAUCUGUUUGGCGGGUCACUACCCAGAAAGGAAUUAUCUUAGCACUGAAUCAGGGCUCUGUAUGUAAAGCAUAAAUCCCCUAAGAGAACUCCUCACCCUCCUACACAGACACAUUGGUGCAUGCACACACACCCCACUCUCUCUGCACAGAGAGCAUCUGAGCUAGGAGCUGGCAAGUGGGGCACCAGUCCUGUAGCAAAGAGGCACACCACACACACUCUUACACACUUCUCCCUUGCUUGGGAAUCUGGGAGAAGAACCCCCCACCCCCAGCCCUGCCCUCCAUAGGCAUUGUGUAGGUGAAAGAAACAGGGAGGAGUGAAAGAGAACACAUAGAGGGGCCCAAGGAGGUGCCAGCCCAUUAGGAGGGCCCCUCCUUGAGAAACCCCUCUGCAGGAGCUUCUCCUGCCGCCAGCCAGGUUGGAGGUGGAGUAGUUCAGAAUCAACUGACGCAGCCGGGAAUUGAGCUUUGCAAAGCCACUUGCAAGGAAGGGAAGCAUCUGCCCAACCCUCCCCCACCACGCGCCCUGGAUCCUCUGCCUGCCCCCUCCCCCGUGACGUCACCCUAGUCCUGUCCCGGGGAGCCUGCAAAGCCUCUCAGAUUCAAACUGCUAGACGCACUGCUGCCGCCGCCACCGAAUUGGAAACGCGCGCCCAGGCUCCGCCGUCGCCUUUGCCCGCUGACCGGGCCAGCCGGCUCUCCGACCUCCCAACAGAAUCGCACCCCAGUCCCUCCCUGGCAUCUCGGCUUCCCUCCGCUCCAACUCUUCUCUUCCGCUCUUGCCUCCUGUCGGAUUUUUAAUUUCUGCGCACCCCCAGUCAAAUUAAAUCAAUCAACAAAAAGCAGGGCAUCCCCCCUGGAAGCAGCGUCUUAUUUUACCUUGUUCUCCCACUUCCUGAAGAUGCUAAACUCCUGGUGGACUGCAGAGGAGAGGGGUUCAGUCUUCUCCUGAUGUCGGUUGCGAUUUCUGCUGGGAGCUCAAGACGGGCGAGCUGCCCAAGAUCUCUUCGAGAUACCCGAGGGGAGGAGGAGAUGGGCAGGAUUUAGUAGGACAACUCGGUUACUAAUGACUUGGCUGCUGGCUGCGACCCCCCGGAAAAUCAGGUGCAAGCAUGUUUGCCUGUAGGUACCUGAGUUGACACCGAAGGUGCCUAAAGAUGCUGAGCGGCGUUUGGUUCCUCAGUGUGUUAACCGUGGCCGGGAUCUUACAGACGGAGAGUCGCAAAACUGCCAAAGACAUUUGCAAGAUCCGCUGUCUGUGCGAAGAAAAGGAAAACGUACUGAAUAUUAACUGUGAGAACAAAGGAUUUACAACAGUUAGCCUGCUCCAGCCCCCGCAGUAUCGAAUCUAUCAGCUUUUUCUCAAUGGAAACCUCUUGACAAGACUGUAUCCAAACGAAUUUGUCAAUUACUCCAACGCAGUGACUCUUCACCUAGGUAACAACGGGUUACAGGAGAUCCGAACAGGGGCAUUCAGUGGCCUGAAAACUCUCAAAAGACUGCAUCUCAACAACAACAAGCUUGAGAUAUUGAGGGAGGACACCUUCCUGGGCCUGGAGAGCCUGGAGUAUCUCCAGGCCGACUACAAUUACAUCAGUGCCAUCGAGGCCGGGGCAUUCAGCAAACUUAACAAGCUCAAAGUGCUCAUCCUGAAUGACAACCUUCUGCUUUCACUGCCCAGCAAUGUGUUCCGCUUUGUCCUGCUGACCCACUUAGACCUCAGGGGGAAUAGGUUAAAAGUAAUGCCUUUUGCUGGCGUCCUUGAACAUAUUGGAGGGAUCAUGGAGAUUCAGCUGGAGGAAAAUCCAUGGAAUUGCACUUGUGACUUACUUCCUCUCAAGGCUUGGCUAGAUACCAUAACUGUUUUUGUGGGAGAGAUUGUCUGUGAAACUCCCUUUAGGUUGCAUGGGAAAGAUGUGACCCAGCUGACCCGGCAAGACCUCUGUCCCAGAAAAAGUGCCAGUGACUCCAGUCAGAGGGGCAGCCAUGCUGACACCCACGUCCAAAGGCUGUCACCUACAAUGAAUCCUGCUCUCAACCCAACCAGGGCUCCAAAAGCCAGCCGGCCGCCCAAAAUGAGAAAUCGUCCAACUCCUCGAGUGACUGUGUCAAAGGACAGGCAAAGUUUUGGACCUAUCAUGGUGUACCAGACCAAGUCUCCUGUGCCUCUCACCUGUCCCAGCAGCUGUGUCUGCACCUCUCAGAGCUCAGACAAUGGUCUGAAUGUAAAUUGCCAAGAAAGGAAGUUCACUAAUAUCUCUGACCUGCAGCCCAAACCGACCAGUCCAAAGAAACUCUACCUAACAGGGAACUAUCUUCAAACUGUCUAUAAGAAUGACCUCUUAGAAUACAGUUCUUUGGACUUACUGCACUUAGGAAACAACAGGAUUGCGGUCAUUCAGGAAGGUGCCUUUACAAACCUGACCAGUUUACGCAGACUUUAUCUGAAUGGCAAUUACCUUGAAGUGCUGUACCCUUCUAUGUUUGAUGGACUGCAGAGCUUGCAAUAUCUCUAUUUAGAGUAUAAUGUCAUUAAGGAAAUUAAGCCCCUGACCUUUGAUGCUUUGAUUAACCUACAGCUACUGUUUCUGAACAACAACCUUCUUCGGUCCUUACCUGAUAAUAUAUUUGGGGGGACGGCCCUAACCAGGCUGAAUCUGAGAAACAACCAUUUUUCUCACCUGCCCGUGAAAGGAGUUCUGGAUCAGCUCCCGGCUUUCAUCCAGAUAGAUCUGCAAGAGAACCCCUGGGACUGUACUUGUGACAUCAUGGGGUUGAAAGACUGGACAGAACAUGCCAACUCCCCUGUCAUCAUUAAUGAGGUGACUUGCGAAUCUCCUGCUAAGCAUGCAGGGGAGAUACUAAAAUUUCUGGGGAGGGAGGCCAUCUGUCCAGACAGCCCAAACUUGUCAGAUGGAACCAUCUUGUCAAUGAAUCAUAAUACAGACACACCUCGGUCGCUUAGUGUGUCUCCCAGUUCCUAUCCUGAACUACACACUGAAGUUCCACUGUCUGUCUUAAUUCUGGGAUUGCUUGUUGUUUUCAUCUUAUCUGUCUGUUUUGGGGCCGGUUUAUUCGUCUUUGUCUUGAAACGCCGAAAGGGAGUGCCAAGUGUUCCCAGGAAUACCAACAACUUAGACGUAAGUUCCUUUCAAUUACAGUAUGGGUCUUACAACACUGAGACUCACGAUAAAACAGACGGCCAUGUCUACAACUAUAUCCCCCCACCUGUGGGUCAGAUGUGCCAAAACCCCAUCUACAUGCAGAAGGAAGGAGACCCAGUAGCCUAUUACCGAAACCUGCAAGAGUUCAGCUACAGCAACCUGGAGGAGAAAAAAGAAGAGCCAGCCACACCUGCUUACACAAUAAGUGCCACUGAGCUGCUAGAAAAGCAGGCCACACCAAGAGAGCCUGAGCUGCUGUAUCAAAAUAUUGCUGAGCGAGUCAAGGAACUCCCCAGCGCAGGCCUAGUCCACUAUAACUUUUGUACCUUACCUAAAAGGCAGUUUGCCCCUUCCUAUGAAUCUCGACGCCAAAACCAAGACAGAAUCAAUAAAACCGUUUUAUAUGGAACUCCCAGGAAAUGCUUUGUGGGGCAGUCAAAACCCAACCAUCCUUUACUGCAAGCUAAGCCGCAAUCAGAACCGGACUACCUCGAAGUUCUGGAAAAACAAACUGCAAUCAGUCAGCUGUGAAGGGAAAUCAUUUACAACCCUAAGGCAUCAGAGGAUGCUGCUCUGAGAACUGUUGGAAACAAGGACAUUAGCUUUUGUGUUUGUUUUUGUUCUCCCUUUCCCAGUGUUAAUGGGGGACUUUGAAAAUGUUUGGGAGAUGGGAUGAAGUAAUGAUUUUGCUUUUGCAAGUUUUCCUUUAAAUUAUUUCUCUCUUGCUCUCCUCCCCACCUUUUUUUUUUUUUUCUCUUUUUCUCUUCUCUUCUUAGGAACCAUCAGUGGACAUGAAUGUUUCUACAAUGCAUUUCUUCAUAUAUUUCGUUUAUGCUUUUGUUUCUUUUUUCUUCUUUGUUUUUCAGUGUGGGAGUGGGAAGAGGAGAUUAUAGUGACUGAAGAAAGAAUAGGCAAACUUUUCAAAUGAAAAUGGAUAUUUAGUGUAUUUUGUAGAAGAUCUCCAAAGAUCUUUUGUGACUACGACUUCUUUUGUAAAUAAUGAUAUAUGGUAUUUCCAUCGUCAGUUACCGAGUAUAGCCACUGGGCAUCACUACUUUGUGUUAAAGUGCCUUCGCACUUUAAGUACAUUACUUAAAUGUUGCUUUUAGCUUUGAUAAAUUGAAAAUAUUUUAAUGUGUUGUAUUUUUGAAACUGAAAACACUGUAAAAUAGAUUGAUGUGUCAGCUAUAUUAAGUCAACGUACAGUUUGCUUGAGUUAUAGAAACCAGCCUGUCAUCAAAUGAUUCUAGUUCUAGGACUUUGUAGGCUUAACUAUAAAAUAUUUCCUUUCCUCUGGGUUUAAGUGAUUUUAUUUAAGUCAACUAAGGGGAUUUAACAGUGGACUAGAGGUAAUAAGCCACCUCAGUCAGGAUUAAUAAUUCAUUAAUAAAAUAUAUUUAACCCAAUAUCAGAGUGAAUUGAGCAAUUAAUGCCCUUCUGUAAAUCAUUAUUUUACACUAACAUGGUGAGUGUUUUAGAUUAUUUUCCUAAUUAAAAGAACAUGACACAGCUAGUAAUAUAUUUUUCUGCAUCGAAUUAGGUAUUUUUAUAUAUUUAAAUGAAAAAGUCUGUAUUUCUAACUUUUUAAUUGAAAUUCAUAUUUUUUCUGCCUAUUGAAACAUUUUCUAUAAACACACACCAGUAGAGGCCGCCACACACCUCAUUUAACAAAGACAUAUGAGCCAUUAAAGACCUUGAAGGAAGACUUCAUGGGCGAGAUUAAAACUUCCCAAGUAAGUUCUCUGCAAAAUUCAAGGUAGCAGAGAUAAAAACGUAUACAUUACUCUCUAUUUAUUUUAGAUCACAGGUUAGACUCAUAAUCCUUCUCAAAUUUAACACUUUCUGACAACACAGCAUUUUCCUCUUGAGUUUAAUUGAAGCAUUAAUGGGGUGCUAUCAAAUCAAGUACCAUUUGCGUCUCCAAAUCGAUUAAUAGUUACCUAAACCAAGAUAUUAAGCAUCUUUUUCCUUCUGCCUUCUUUAGGCUUGUGUUACUUGAAGUUUUCCUUGUCAGCUUCAGCAAGACUUUCAUUUUGGUGUUAGCAUUAGGAUGAUUUUAAUUAACCAAGUCUAUAUAACAUUUACGAAGCCUUAUUAGACUGUAAAUAAUUUUAGAUGCAAACAUGAUUGUGUGAUUUAAACAAACAGCCCUUCUUUACAACAAAAAAUAGUUUUGUUUUGUCUAUUGUAAAUCCUUAUGCAACUGGGAUGGUGAUCUGCAUAUAAAGUAGUUCAGCUUUUCAAUUCCUUAUUAAAGCAAGCGAUGG
Molecule: messenger RNA, 7031 nt
Organism: Chlorocebus sabaeus (green monkey)
Lineage: Eukaryota; Metazoa; Chordata; Mammalia; Primates; Cercopithecidae
Gene: SLITRK2
Product: SLIT and NTRK like family member 2
Biological process (GO): axonogenesis; positive regulation of synapse assembly
Cellular component (GO): glutamatergic synapse
Molecular function (GO): protein binding
Source: RefSeq, a predicted model, not a curated record